AUGGAAAAUUCGGAAGGCUUGCUGAAUAUCACCGUAAAAGCAGUGAGUUUCCGGAAACUGCUAGUCUCUUGGAACCCCGUGGCUGAAGACGGCGACCUUAAAGGGUACAAUGUUUCCUGGUGGCGGUGCGAUCCCUACAAAGGCUGCAUCCACGGAGGGGUGACGACAUCUAGGCUCGUUAACGACACCAAACUUUCUGUCCCUGAACUGGAGCCCAACACGACUUACACAGUCCAGGUGGUCGCAAUCUACGAGCGAAAAAAGGUCACGUGGCGAGGCACAGCGGCAAGCGUAUCGGCCACCACCACACCCGAUAGCAUUCCACCGGUGACGAACAUCUCGCUCGCAAAGACCAAUCGGAAGCGUGCCACUUCCGACGUAACCAUUAGCUGGACUACGACGGAGGAUGCCUUCGAGUCCAUCGUUCCUGGAUAUCACGUCAGGCUUUGCAUCGGUCCCGAAGACGUCCCUGGAGAAUGCCUUAACGAGACAGUGUCUGACGGGAAAUUCAACGCUACCUUCCUGGGAAUUACAAAUUUUGCAGCUCUAUUUGUUUCGGUACGGCCCGUUUUGAAGACACCGGACGGAACGAUCGAUGGCGGGGAAAGCACGGCAAGGAGUACAAGCUGGACGCCUCAGAUUCCGAGCGUCGGUGAGCUCGUCGUUAGUGACGUCACAAGCACGUCAGCUCGCGCGUCUUGGUCGAAAGUAGAGGUGAUAGACGGCCUCCAGGGUGCUCACUACAGGGUCGUGCUGAGCGUGGGACCGGGACAAGAGGGCUCGGUGUGUGCCGCUCGUCGGAGAGACGUUAGGCGUAAUGACAGAGCCGAGCAGCGGAGACGAACUUCGCUUGCGAUGGCGAAUUCCGAUGUCUGCGAAGGACCCGUCGUGCUAAACGCGUCCACGAGUGACGCGAGCAUUGGCCUGCUCGACUUGAAGCCGUGGACUAACUACACCGUAUCUGUGACUCCAGGAGUCAUCGGACGCGGGCUCGUCGUGCAGGGAAAUAUCUCGACGCAAGUGUUCGAGACGCCAGCAGAAGCUCCGGGUAAGCCAAGGAACGUGUCCAUAAAGAAGCGCGGAGGGGACCACUACCUGACUUGGCUUCCUCCGGCACAGUGGAACGGGCCCCGUUCCGGCUAUGAAGUGAGCGUCUCUUGUGCGCACAGCAACGCCAGAGCCAACAGCACAAUCGUCGCGGUCAAAGCGGACACGACGGAGCUCAAGAUCCCACGCCUAAGAUCUGGCGUGCCGUGCACCUUGUCCGUCUACGCCUACAACCUGUACUUUGGCGAGCCUCUUGACGGAGAAAAAGUUAGAGUUCGUUUUACUCCUCCGAAGAGAGAGGAUGCUUUCUCUGUCGAGUCUUCGACGAAAGAUUGACGCGUUGCGGCGAUAUCGUGCUGGUGCGGAAGAGUUCGCUCAGUAAGGCCGCAUGAUUGAAUAAAAGGUAAAAAUUUUAAUGA
Messenger RNA from Dermacentor andersoni, 1466 nucleotides. RefSeq lists its product as uncharacterized. The record is from RefSeq and is a predicted model, not a curated record. NCBI's taxonomy places the organism in Eukaryota, Metazoa, Arthropoda, Arachnida, Ixodida, Ixodidae. Gene Ontology annotation, molecular function: protein binding.